Lottia gigantea (owl limpet) is the source of this 824-nucleotide messenger RNA. RefSeq lists its product as hypothetical. The transcript is spliced from 4 exons. Gene Ontology annotation, cellular component: cytosol; EKC/KEOPS complex; nucleus. Lineage: Eukaryota; Metazoa; Mollusca; Gastropoda; Lottiidae. Bases 6 to 536 code for a protein of 176 amino acids. Gene Ontology annotation, biological process: tRNA threonylcarbamoyladenosine modification; telomere maintenance via recombination. The record is from RefSeq and is a predicted model, not a curated record.
ACAACAUGGCUGCCAAAACCAUCAAUAACGAAAUCUAUCCAGAUUCAACGAUUACAUUAGCUUUAUUCCGGGACGUCGACAAUACUAAAGAGAUCAGACAAUGUGUAAUGGACGGACAGUUUGAGGCAGCAAUACUGAAAUCUUCAAUGAUAGUUGAUCCAUUUCAAGUUGUAAUUGCAGCUAAUAAAGCAGUUCAUCAAAGUAGAGUGACAAAAACUAUGACGAAAAAUGUCCAUACAGAAAUCUUGUACAAUUUAUCACCAACAAAAAAUAUAUCAGAUUCAUUUCGUAAGUUUGGUGCAGGAGAUAAUGAUACCAGUGUAUUCAUAGCUAUAAUUGAUGAUGCAGACCAUAAAACUUUUAAUAUUGUAAAGAAAACAGUCAAUGGAAAGUUAGUAGAUGUCAAUGAAGUUAGUGAAUUAACUGAUUUGGUUGCUGUUAAAAAGAUCUAUAAAUUAACUGAUGAAGAAAUGAAAAGGUCACCAUUAGAUUCUAUUGUUACUAGAAUCGCAGCUAAAGACAUUAUGACAGUAUGACCUCGAUGAUCCAAGCUAUUUUCCCCACAUGAUUUGUGAGAAAAAGUUUAAUCGAUAUGUUAGAAAACUGAAAGACUGUAGAAGAAAUAUACAGAAAUUGUGUUUUUAUGAAAUCACUGAUGCAUAAAAGUAUGUGUGCUUGAGUUUUCAGGACAAUCAAACGAUUUUGCACUAGAGUUGUACAGGACUUUAUAACAAUGUGCAUCAGAUUCUGAUAAAAAGAUGUCAAAAUGCCUACAAAUCACCAUGUGAAGGUUUGAUGAAAUAAAAAAAACAAAGUAUAAAUAG